AUGGCGGAACAGUUUUCGGCUUCGGCCGCUUUUACGAACAUGAACAACAACACGGACGGCUGGGGUGACGAUUGGGGCGACUGGAACGAAACGGCGCCCAGCACUACGAUGGAUUCAGCUGCACCAAAAGUGAUGGGUCCAAAUGGGCAACAACCUCCGACGAAUCCUAACUUCCAGCAACAACACCCUCAACAUCACCCACAGCCGAUGAAUCCAAUGGCUGGCGGAAGUCAGUAUCGGGACGGUAUGGCCAACCGGGUAGAUCAGCAAAAUCACAACUAUGUGCCGAAUCAUAGCGCCCCGCAGAGCGCACCUUGGUACCAGCAGUCGGGGUUCGUACCUAGCGGCCAACACCAGCAUUACCCCACCCAAGGAUACGCACCACAGACUUCCUACGGACAGCCGAAUAGCUUUUUCACGGCCCCGUCGAUGCAACCGGGCAGCACGCCUCAACGUCCUCCGUCGCAUCCGGCUGCUUCGACUACGCCUCAGCUGGUACCGACCUUCAGCCAGGCGAUAUCUGACAGUUUCGACACGUCGGGAAACAACAGUUGGAACUGGUCCGUGCCAGACACGUCGAAGCAACCACAAAGCAUGCCUACUGUGCCGGCGGAUGCGAUGUCGAAACCGAAACAACCUCAGCAACCUCCACCUCAGCAGCAACCAUAUGAAGACUUUCCACAACCGAUAAACGUGGGUGGGUCCGUGGCAAAUGCGCAGCUUCAGCGCCUGAAACAGGAGACGCUUUCACCGCAGUGGUCGAUUGAGAGCCAGGUUUCAUCCAGUGAUCGCUCGCUGGAGAGCGAUCCCAUUGGAGAUCAAAGAGGGACCUCUCAGCCGACCACGGCAAUGCCUUCGGAUGAAGACAUCUCUAAGGGCGCGGCGGAGAACGCGGUCAACAAUGUGGCAAGUGCUCACAUGCCGCAAUCAUCGUACGGGAAUGUUUCUUAUCAAAAAGCGCCCGUUGGUGUGCCGGAUAAACUCGACGAGGUGCUAGAAGCGUUGACUAUUAAGCAGGAACCGUUGGACGUGGGUGGGAGAAGCCAUGAGAACACCUACCGGGGUGAGCAAUCGUUCCCUCCACCGCCACCAUCCAUUGCCGGAACCGCUGCUGCCGCAGGACCGAUCGUGAAUGAAUCGUUAUCGCAGGUUACGAAGUCCUCAUCCACGACGCCUCCUUUACCGCCUCCUCCGGUGGAUAAUACGACGGUGGGACCGACAGUACCACCAGCAGGACCUCCGGUAGCAGCUGGAGCUUCCACUUCUGCACCACCACCGUUGGUCAGUGGUCCACCGCCGAAAGCGAUGCAAAUAUCCUCCUCCAAUCCUUUCAAACGUACCGCUGGUCGAUCGCACGCUGCCACUCCGGGAUUGGGCAAUCAACCAACGGCUACGCCAGCGCCUCCUGCAAACGCAGGAGGACCCUUUUUCAAUCAGUAUCAGCAACCUCCACUCCGGCAAUCUUGGGCGGCACAAGACGUCAACAGCGUUCAAUCGCUUACACCAGAAAAUCAGGAAAUUCUGGUCGAAACGGUGCCACGAGAGCAUGUACUGGAGAAUCAGGAAAUCGCACCCAACAACGAUCGUAAUCAAUAUCUCCAAACGGGCCACCUCUCGGAGGACGGGUACGGCGUGGAAGCUUCUUCAGGCAGUAGCGGUUCAUCUCGAGCUCUUCAACGUUCAGCCGGUCCUGAACUCGGAGAGAAUGCGAACGACUCCAACGAUGGUCGACUUCCCCCGCCCGGGCUGUCGCGCUACGUACCGGGACAAAACGAACAGCAGCCGGAAUCGAUGGUACAACCAGGUGCCGGUCAAAGCUUUCCUGAGCCACCUCCCGGACUAGAUCGUAUGGUGCCCGGGAUGGAUCUUCAAAACGCAUCGGAUCUAUCGCUCGAACGCCAGGCAGAUGGCGAGGUAUCGGACAAUAGUUCAGCACCAAUCAUGCCGUCGGUGGUGUCGAUAAAUGCGAGGAAUGAUCAUCUGCAUCAUCACCACAACCACGGACACGGACAUCAUCAUCACGAGCGGGUCGAUAUGAGCGAUCGGAAUCUGUACCGCGUGCCGGGUGAGGAUGACAAUCACAACCAUCACAACCAGCAGCAGCGAGUCGUACCGGGUGGUGGGUUGGAAAGUGACCGUCCAGCACCGGUGCCGGUUGCACCCGUACCGGUCAUUGUUCCCGCAGCGGCAAGUUCUAGCGCCGCCGGUGUAGCGACUCUCGAUAUGCCCGAGGAACAGCGGGAGUUGGUAAUGGAUGGUGAAAAUCCUGACGAUCGGCGGGAGGAAUCCUUGGUGGGUGGUAACGCUGAUGCGGGACACAUUGCGUCUGGUCCUGGUCCGAUGGCAUCCGGCAUCUCUGCCGGUGGGAUCGCUACUGUAGAAACGGAAUCAAACGUGACAGCGGAUACGUCCCGCAUGGAACCCUCCAACACGUCGACGGCGGAUGAGAGUGAAAAGGGUGGAUUCUAUCCGACCGGCGGCUCGAAGGGUGGACGCCGCGAGGACGACAACCUGCGUCGAUCGAACAAAAGCAAAAGCUCCCGCGAUCGGUAUGAUACGGAAGAUUCAGAAUACAGCGAGCGUGACCGGCGUCGACGGGAGCGCGAAUCGAGCCACGGUGCGGCCGGUACCAGUGCAAGCGGUACGGGAAUCGAACCCGGGUCACACCGACAUGAGCGAUCGCGGCAUACGCGUGCAUCGGCUGUUGGUCCGACGGGAGAUCGGGAAAACGACAAACGAAGGGAUAAUGGGCGCGAUCGUGACAAGAACCGGGAACGUGAUCGAGACCACGAUCGGGAUCGCGAUUACGAUUAUCGCGAUCGGGAUCGUGAACGAAAUAGAUACGAUCGCGAACGGGAACGCUACGGACGCAGUAGCAAAUACGACCGCGAGAGUCGCUACGAAACGGACGGCUCAAAAUAUGAAACCGAACGAUCGACCCGGUACGACAAGGAGGACAAACGAUAUGGUCCCACGUCUCGGGAUGACUACUACCGGAAAAGGGACGACCGGGGACCGAUCGAGGAUGGUCGCGCCGUCAGUGGCAGAGAUCGUGAUCGGGAUCCCACGGAUCGACGCCAGCGAAAGGAAAAGGAACGCUCCGAUCGUUACCGAGGAGAUGACCGUAGAAAAGAUGAUCGCCACCGAGAUGGUGACAAGCGUCGCGAUCGUCAUGAUCGUCGUUAUGAUCAGGAGGAUUAUCGUGCAGGAAGUAGAAAUGGAAACGAUCGUGACCGUGGUCGUGAAAAUCGCGAUCGCGAUGAUCGAAAGGAAAAGGAUCGCAAGUACAUGGGUGCCGCUGGUGGUUACGGGAUGACUAGCAGCAGUAGCGCGUACGGUCCUUCCAGUGGGUACUACGAUCCGUACAUCUACUACGCCCAGCAUCAGCAGUAUUACGAGCAGUUACGGCGCACCAACCCACAGGCGUACGCCGAGUUCUAUCGCACAUACUGUGCACAGAUGCAGGCAAAUCAGCUGCAGCGCGAUCUGCUGGCCACGGAUGGGCGCGAAUCGGUUCAUUCUGGGCGCAGUUCGGCAAACGAUAAGGAACGGUUCAAUCGGACCACCUCGUUCAUGCAUCCUCCCGGUUUGUACAACCCCGAGGAGUACCAUCGUCAUUUCAAUAAUCAAUCGCUACCAUCGGCGGCCGCCUCGGGCGGCGGUGGUGCUGCAGGUCCGGUAUCCCUGCUUGACCAGAGCUACAUGACCGACAUGACCGGUCAACCGUCGUCACUGCCACCAAUGUUCCAUCAUGUGCAAGCAUACCAGCAGCAUCAAACGCAGCACUCGCUCCUGCACCAACAGCAACAGCAGCAGCUCCACCAGCGUGCAAACACAUCGCUGGCAAUGGACCGAACGUACCAUAGCGACGCGGGCGGAUACUUUCAACCAAGACUCGACCAAACGGACGCGUCUGCAAAACCGGACACUGCUACCGAGCUGUCGAUGAUGGAACCGGAACGUUUAACUCCGCGCAAGUUUCCUGAAAUUCACCCGAUUGUGAACGUUUCCGCCGGGUUGCUCAUAUCGACAAAAAAUCGCUUGACCAUGAAUGGGAUGGCAGACACGGUGAAGAUAUAUAGUCUAGGAUUAAACGAUGCAAGUAGAAAACUGUUCCAAACCUACCCGGGACCGCUUGUCAAGGGAAUAACGCAUAAAAAGUCGGUCAUAGAGUUUUGCGAAGAACAGCUUCGUCUAGGGCCACCCUACGGUGGUGCGCUUGCACUGAUCAAAUCACGGGGUAAUUCUGUUAACAGCCUUCAUUCAUCCUCGCAAGGAGCCAACCGUAGUUCGUUUGCUUUGCUAUGGAAUUAUAUCAUCCUCUUGCUACGGCAGAAUGGCACAUUUGUCGGUACAGAUAUUUCAGAGCUGUUGAUGCGCAAUAAGGAUGAGUAUCCGUUCGAAAUGCUUACCGCAAACGCGAUAAGGUCGCCUAACAUUAGCGGCCGUAAUUCGUCAUUGUCGCAGGCAGAGCGUCCUCAUCGCGAGGCAGAUGCGCAACGUGAUGGAGAGAGCGAGGAUGCACUGGAACCAUCGUUGGAGGGUGGUCAAGACUCCAAGGAGCUGAUGUCGGAGUUGACCCCGAAGGUCCUUUCCGAGGUUGAGAUUACCGAUAAAUUCCGCAACUAUCUGCUUUACGGAAACAUAAGCGAAGCCCUCGAGUGGGCCACCGAGCAUAACCUCUGGGGUCACGCACUGUUCCUUGCGUCGAAGGUGGACUCGCGGCAGCACGCGAACGUAAUGAUGAAGUUCGCCAACAAACUGACGUUUAACGAUCCGCUGCAAACAUUGUAUCAACUGUUCAGCGGCAGAACCCCGGCAUCAGUUACGAGCGUUUUGGAUGAAAAGUGGGGCGAUUGGCGUCCGCAUCUGGCAAUGCUGAUGUCUAACAGUUCCGCCAAACCGGAGCUCAUUAAAAAAUCUAUCACCACGCUCGGCGACACAUUGCUGAACCGUGGCGAUCUGUAUGCCGCACAUUUUUGCUACCUCUUGUCCGAUGUGGCCUUCGGUCGGUUUGCUGAUGUAAAGCCAGACGUCGUCGGUGGCGGAAACAGUGCAACCGUGCGCCUGGUGUUGCUGGGUGCUGCGCAUCACCAGCGCAGUUUCCGCGAGCUAUCGACGAACGAGUCGAUUAUGAUGACUGAAAUUUAUGAGUACGCUCGUUCGCUGAACGAGGAUCGCUACACGAUUAAGGAAUUGCAGCGAUACAAAUAUUUGUUGGCGUGUCGUAUGCUUGACCAGGGAAUGCAGCUUAAGUGUCUGCUCUACAUGGAACAAAUAGCCGAGCAAAUACAGUACGAUCCCUAUCAGUUCGAUGGGGAAUUUGUGCGCAAGAUAUUCACUCUUGGCGAUCGACUGAAAUAUUACGAUCCUGUGAUGGAGAAAGCACUUGAUGAGUCCGUGGACAAUACCGGGCGGGGCAAUAUCUACGCUAAUGUAGAAGAUCCUCAGUGGUUGAAGCGGCUAAACGAAAUCCUGGUCAGCGUUAGCAGCUCAUCGGUUGGCAUUGCGAGCUACAAUAACGGCAGCGACGGCCAGAUGUCGUAUGACUACAGCAGCUACGGAUACGGAGGAACUGAUCAAACGCAAGCUGUGGGUCGUGAUGCUGAUCAGCAACCCGCCGUUUCUGAAUCUUAUCCUACCGAGACGAAAGACAUUAACGAGCAGUUUAACGAAAUCAACCAGCAGCUUGGUCAGCUCAAUCUGCAGUACAGUGAUCAGCAGCAACAGCAACCGCAGCAACAGCAGCAAUAUCAGAUGUCACAGCAGAAUGCUCCUUCGUACGAAUCGAAUACGGUCCCAAGUUAUGAUCAGGGUUACGAAUCGAUCAACCAACAGUCGUUGAUGGACCCACAUGCUGACCAUGCAUCUACGCAGCUACAAGAAGGCAAUAAUUUUGAACAACAGCAGCAGCAGUUUAGUCAGUAUAACAGCUACGAUCAGCAUCAGCAACCGGCCGGAGCGGGCAUUUUCACACCUGCCCCUCCAAGCAUCGACACAACGGGUGCAAUGCCGACCUACGAUGGAGGAUACUGGGGCGCUGCUGAAAAUAGUGAGGCACCAAAACCAACGAUCUCAAUGCCCAAUUCCGUCUCGAAGCGGCCCGGUUUCGGCGAUGAUACGGACGAUGACCAGCGUACCAGGGGACCACAGGUCGUGCCCGGACAGGCGCAGCAACCGUCAACCGCUGCCCAACAGAAAAAGGCACCGGCCGCAAAGGAUGCGAAGCCAGCACCCGGCGGAGCUGGUGGCGGUGCUCAAGGGUCGGGAUGGUUCGGAGGAAUCUGGAAUAAGUUUUCCCUGAAGCCGAAGAACCAGAUGAUAUUGCCUGAUGAUAAGAAUCCAAAGAUUGUCUGGGAUGAAGUUUCGAAACGUUGGGUGAACACGGACGAAAAUGAAGCAGAAGUAGAGGCCUACAAACCACCGCCCAAAAUGGCAGAUCUCGUACCGGCUGCAAUGGCAUCAGCUAAUGGUCCCACAUCGAUGGGAGGUCCUCCAGGAACAGUUGGUUUAUCGGCAGGACCCAUACAGCAACCGCAGCCUAUUAGCACACCGACGGCACCUUUUCAACAAACGCCCAACGUGAUGGGUGACAGUGGCAAUAUGCAAAUGCCGUCGGUCCACCCGAUGGGCAACGCUAAUGUCCAACAAACAAAUGCUUCUUCCAACCCCGUUGCAAACCCGGCAGGCGAACCAACGAAAGUUCCUACGCUGCAGUCGAACAUGUACAAAAUGCAACGUAACCGAACAUUGAAAAGAUCGUACGUUGACGUGUUCAAUCCAUCUGGUGCUGCUCCGAGCCGUCCGGGGGAUGCUCCAAUAUUGGCUCCGGCCGUACCCACAAUGCCGAGUGCCCCGGGUGGCUUCCUUGUGCCUGGAAAUACUCCCAGCGCGACGGAAGCACCGCAGACAAACGAAAUCACUGAGGGAAUGCCUCAAUUUUACAAUCCAAAUCAGUUCGGUGGCGGCUAUCAACAGUAAUUUAGAAGCAACAAAAAACACCUGAAGGAAACCGAAUGCCACGGGGCGAUCUACUUCGGAUGGUCUCAGGUUUACCACGGAUUAGGUUUGCUAACACGAAAGUAUCAGUCGCAUUCACAGUUACAGUUUAGUAGUGUGCAUCCUUUCCCUCGCCCAGACUUUAUUUUCCGUGUAUUUUGAAUGUCUUUGGUUUGCGUCGUCUUGGCUUCCGGUUCUUGGCGCGUGUAUUUCGUUAGUUUCUUGAAUUUUAUGUUUAACCUCUUAUCUGUACAUGGCAUGCGAACGAAUUGUCCGGAAGGAAACAAACUUAUGGCAUCUAUCUAUCGGUGAAAAGCAUAUCUCCCUAAUCGAAUGGAACGUGCCGUUUCGAGAUGAUCGCAUGAAUUAUGUCACGAUCGGAAUUGGAAUGUUGCAAUUUGGGCACUCAAUUAUGUUUGCGGGACGCUGCAGCAUAUUUUGGUGUCCUUUUACUGUUGUGCAAGUCGUGGUUUUUAUGUGCAACAAAAAUGGACCGAAUGAACAACACAACGAUGCCACACGUGGAACGCGAUAAAAGUUGAUUCCUGGCUUGGUGUUUGUGAUGUUUUUUUUUAUUUUAAUAGUAUUUAAGUUAAGAAAGUCGAUAACGGCGAAUUGAUGAUCGACCGUGUGAACCUGAUGGUAUGUUAAACCUGUUAAAUUGUUUUAUAAAAAUACGUUACUCUUCGUUCCAUGUAAUCAAAUCAACAAAAAAAACUAUUCUACUUGGCUAAGAGCCUCUGGUGCGGUGAAAUAAUAGAGAAGACAUCCUUAGUGAGAAUUAUGUUUCAUUGUUUAUUUUUUAUUUGUUGACGGGUAGAACGAGAAAGGAUUCCUAUGUAUAUGUUAGUUAUGUAAAUGAAAACAUGUUUUUGUAUUGAAUCAAUUGCGAAAAAGGAUAUUACACGGCUGAACAGCUCGAACGUCGUGCGCAGUAGUAUGAGAAUGGUACGGGUUGUUCGUACAACGGCACGCGGCCCAGCAUAGAAAAAGGAAAUAUUGAGUUGUUGUGAUAUUCGUAUCUUUUAUAGGGUUUUUUUUAUCUUCCGUUUUAAAAAAAUGCCCUUUGCUUUCCCUGCACCUUUUCAUGUGCUUUUUGUUCAUAUGCUUCGGUAGUCAACCCUACUAAUUUCGUUUCUAAGUGAAUGAUGAAAAGACACACAAACACUCCCGAUACUCACCGGAACGGUCUAUGAUGAAAAAUUCAGGAGCUAUACAUUUAUGAUGCGUUGGGCUGUACUCCCCGCUUGCCGUGGCUGAUAAAUCAGGAAAUAAUCAAGGAAAAUGAAUACAACCAUUACAAAGCAUAGACGGGAUAUAUAAUGUAUGAUGUAUUUAGCCAAUUGCC
Molecule: messenger RNA, 8347 nt
Organism: Anopheles nili
Lineage: Eukaryota; Metazoa; Arthropoda; Insecta; Diptera; Culicidae
Gene: Sec16
Exons: 16
Coding region: 1-6981 (2326 amino acids)
Biological process (GO): Golgi organization; COPII vesicle coat assembly; autophagy
Cellular component (GO): endoplasmic reticulum exit site; ER to Golgi transport vesicle membrane
Source: RefSeq, a predicted model, not a curated record